GAUUUAGUAUGUACCCCGACGCCAUGUUGAUCCACUGACAGCAGAGUGCAGCAGCAAAAAGUGUCCGACGCGGGACAACAAACUACAUCCGGUCCUCCAAACCGGCCGGAACACUAAUGACCACGCGUUACCAUGGAGACAAACAUAAACUGUGAGUAACGUUAGCUAAUGGAGCGGACUGUUGAGUGAUAUUUAUCAGAUUAGGCAACUAACAAACUGCCACUAAGCUUACAACAAAACAUAAAAUAUUACUUUGGUUUCUUCUGCUCGCUUUUUUGGUCUAUUUUUUGCGAAUUUCAAGGAACAAUGGAAGGUAAAUUUGUGACAGCAACUCAAGUACAAGGAAGAGAUGCCCAGAAAACUUCUGCUAUUACAAAGGAUGCAGCUCAAGAUGACUUGGAAAAUGGCAAGCAAAUGGAAAGCUCACCUCAAGAGAAAAAGGAAAAAUAUUCUGGGCCACGAAUGACCAAGAAAUUCCUGAAAGACCACUGUAAGCAGAAUAAACUUUACUCCACACCUUGCCUGAAUGAUACACUGUAUCUGCAUUUUAAAGGUUUCUCCACCAUUGAGAACUUAGAGGAGUACACAGGACUGAAGUGUCUCUGGCUGGAAAGUAAUGGCCUCCAGCGCAUUGAGAACCUGGAUGCCCAGACCGAUCUACGCUGUUUGUUCCUUCAGCAGAACCUCAUACACACGCUGGAAAACCUGGAACCUCUGAAAAAGCUCUGCACCCUGAAUGUCUCCAACAACUACAUACACGUCAUAGAGAACAUCUCCUGCCUUGCUGAGCUGAGCACUCUGCAGAUUGCUCAUAAUAAACUGGAAACUGUGAGGGACAUUGAGCAUUUAAGUCAGUGUCCAGCCAUUAGUGUGUUGGACAUGUCUCACAACCUGUUAUGUGACCCAGAGAUCCUUCCUGUGCUGGAGGCUAUGACAGAGCUAAGAGUCCUCAAUCUGAUGGGAAAUGAGGUCGUGAAAAAAGUCCCAAACUACAGAAAGACCAUGAUCGUGCGCCUCAAGCAGCUCACUUUCCUUGAUGAUCGCCCCGUGUUUCCCAAAGACAGGGCUUGUGCAGAGGCUUGGGCAGUGGGAGGGCUGGAAGGGGAGCGCAAGGAGAGAGAGCAGUGGGAAACACGAGAGAGGAGGAAAAUUCAGGACAGCUUGGAGGGAAUGGCGAUGAUUCGAAAAAAGGCUCUGGAGAGACGACGCCUUCGAGAGCUACAGGAGAAAGGGGAAACUGAUGCUCCCAGCACUCCAGAGACUCCUUGUGAGGAAAACAACACUCAGAUUUUGGCUUCUUCCCAAGAUGAGAAGAUCGAAGCUUUUGUGCAGGACUGUCUGGAUGCUCAUGAAGAGUUUUUGCAGUGUCAGUCAAACCAGGACCUCAACGAACAUCAGCCAAACAGCGAACAUGGAGAAUCAGGGCAGCUAGGUCAAGUACUGCAGACAGAGCAGGAAGAGAAACAUGAACAGGACCAAUCAGAGAUAAAGCAGUCUGUGAGAGAAGAGAAAGAAAGUGUGAAUCCAGAGGAGUCAGCACAAGAGCACGAAAGUGCAGUUGGAAAUAUCUUAGAGACAGAGAUAGUAGAAGAUAAUAAGCAACAAGACCAGCCACGUGGAAUCCAGUUCAUGAGAAAUGACAAAGUGAGAGAGCAGUGGGAGAACAAACAGCCUCCUCUGGUCAGGGCAAUUCCUUCUAAAGCAGACGAGGUCCUACAUGUCCCUGGACCACUGGUUACAGAGCUGGAGAACGCAGAGCAGCUGGAAACCAUUCAGCUCCCACUAAGUCGUGAGCUACGUAUUGAUGACCUGCCUGACUUGGAGGAAAUAGAAACAGAAGAUUUUCCUGGAAUUCUCUCGUCUCAGCAGGUGUUCAAACCAAAAAUAGAAGUACUAUCAGGAGGCAGUGAUGACGAAGAACCAAUGGGUAUUGAGAGUAACAGCAUCUCCACCUUUGGUCCAGAUAAAAAGUCUUUGUUCUUAAUGAGUGACUGUAACAAAUCAACUGGUGUCUCUUGCAAUUCGUCACUGGUUUAUCCAGAGGAUGAGGACGAUGCCAUUUCCGUCCACGAAAAAUCCAAAACAAAACAAACCUCAUCUCCAUCACGAUGCCUGAUUGAAGAGCUCGACUAAUGCUUUCAAAUUUGAGAGCAUUUUUAGCUAGAUAGGCCCUGCCUGAAAAGCAGCAGCUUUAGAUAAAAUGUAACGCGGACAACCACAAAAUUGUCACACAUUAGGAGCUCAGUCAGGGCACAUCUUUAAUUUUAAAAAAUAACUAUUUAGCCUGUGAAAAUAGUGAGAAGUAAUUAAUUGUUUAACAUAUGUGCUAAAGAAUUUCACAGCCAUUGUGUUGUAUGAUUGUCAUUAUUCUGUGGUAACAAUAAAUCGUAACUUUAUGUAGUUGGUGUUCUUUGAGAAAAAAAAAAGCUUUGUCAGCUAAUAACAUAUCUGAUAAUAUUCCUCUGUAAAAACUUUGACAUCAGCAUUAAGCAGAUAUGAUUUAAAAAUGUAUCCAGUUUAAUUUUUUUUUUUAAAUGAAAAAAAAAGCUUAAAUUCAUAAAGCAUUUGGUAAAUGUGUGACAGAUAUGUUUCUUCUUUACAGAACAGUAAAAUGAUAAUAAUGUGUUCAUUCUAUUAAAGGACCAGUAUGCACCUCCC
Molecule: messenger RNA, 2658 nt
Organism: Amphiprion ocellaris (clown anemonefish)
Lineage: Eukaryota; Metazoa; Chordata; Actinopteri; Pomacentridae
Gene: dnaaf1
Product: dynein axonemal assembly factor 1
Exons: 2
Coding region: 307-2133 (608 amino acids)
Molecular function (GO): protein binding
Source: RefSeq, a predicted model, not a curated record